Molecule: messenger RNA, 8620 nt
Organism: Dicentrarchus labrax (European seabass)
Lineage: Eukaryota; Metazoa; Chordata; Actinopteri; Moronidae
Product: MORN repeat-containing protein 4-like
Exons: 5
Coding region: 145-588 (147 amino acids)
Source: RefSeq, a predicted model, not a curated record
CUGAGGCAGCUCUGCCAGGAGACUAGCAGCUACGGAAAAGGAGAAAGUGUCGCUGAGAGGAGCAGAAAUCCUCCAACUGCCGCGCUGCGUUCAGUGAUGUAGAGACAAAGGACUCAGUUUCUCUUUAAUAAAACAGCAGGACCCAUGACCCUGACACGAGGUUCCUUCAGCUACUCCAAUGGCGAGGAGUACCACGGCGAAUGGAAAGAAGGUCUGCGUCAUGGCCUGGGUCAGCUGACCUUCAGCGACGGGACGUGCUACACCGGGCAGUUUGAGAACGGCCUCUUCAACGGCUGUGGGGUGCUGGUCUUCCCAGACGGCUCCAGGUAUGAAGGUGAAUUUGUUCAGGGCAAAUUUCAAGGUGCCGGCGUCUUCACUCGCUUCGACGGGAUGAGGUUUGAGGGCGAGUUCAAAAGCGGAUGCGUGGAUGGCUACGGAGUGCUGACGUUUUUGGACGGAGGCCCCGGCGGCGGUGGCGGCAAUGAGGGCGUGUUCGAGAACAACCAGCUGAUGAGGAGGGAGAACAGCCAGGGAGCCGUGCAGAGAGCGCAGGCAGCAGCCACCAAGGCCCGAGCCCUGGCCAUGUGACCCGGACUACAUCACCCAGAGUGCCCCAGUACCAGGAUCAUCCUCCCCCCAUCAUCCUCCUCUUGGUUUGAACAGCUGAUAUUGUUAUUAUGUUAAUUCUUGCACCUGCAGUAUUCUCUGGAGUAGAAAUCAAUGGCUCCAGUAAGCUGAUAUGUGUUCAGUGUAUAUAAGGCUCUUUUUUGCAUCCAAUUAGAAAGCCACUGAUUCAGGAUCAGCUGAGCCAAACCCAGAUUAACUGUUCAGUCAACACACUGGUGCUAACUCAGGCUCAGCUAACCUGACAAAACGAAAAAAAAAACUCUAGAUUCAACAGCCUAUAUGGGCGUUUUCCAGUAAACACUGAUCUGGUGAUUUUCAUGUCAAAGAACGUCCAGACAUCUGAUUGAAACUGGGCAGAACUUGGUUAAAUUUAAAGUCUACAUGGGGUUAGGGGUUUACGGAGCCCCGGAGAGAGAGAAAAGUAUAUAUCAACCGCUACAAAUGCUAUUACGUGCGUGUAUCACUUUUGAUUUUCCGGUGUUUGAUUUAAUGUCGCCCGAACUUGCGGUGGCACAGUACAGUUCAGACAAUGUGAGCUUUAUUAACUAACUAUUGUAGCAUUGAUCAGUUAACAUAAUUCUACCAAAUCUUCCUGUCUACUAACCAAGACAAUAAGUACAGGUAGGAGUGAAUAUGAGUGAAAUGAAUAGUUAAACAUCUUUCAUUCACCAAUUAGCAUUUCGAGCUGUAAAAUAUGGCCUUGAUACAUAUAUUAUUUCCUCUCUAUGGUCACUCUGGGGCUCCAUCAGGAUUCAGUGGCAUUUUAUAGAAUCUAAAUCUGAUUAUUGAAUCUGCAUCUCAAAUCCCUGAUUGAAUCCCUUAUUGGUUCUAAUUAGGUUUAGUUUUUCAACAUUUGAAAGUAAUUAAAGUUAUUAAUAACUAAAACUCAGAGAAUCAAUUUAGACUUGUAAUUAUCUUUUGUUGCCUGAGAAGGAAGAACUUUUUUAAUGGCAGCCUAAUUAAUGUUUACAACCGCCACCUGAAAAUGAGAUGAGAUAGAAGAAGAUAGAAACAUGUGAAACAACAGCUGAAGCUUACUUACUUUCCACACUUUAUCAUUAACAAGUUAGUUGCUGCAGCUUUUGGGGGGGCCUGAGGAGGCUCACUCUGGGGCCACAAACUCUCUGAAAACACACCCUGCUCAUCCUAGAAAUCCUGAAAGAUUCACACAGACACACGCAGGCUUAAUUAAAGAUUCCAACACAUAUAUCUCUUUGAAUUCAAAACGGAACAAAAAAGUUAAUAGGAUUAAACUAUUGAUAGGUAUUAAUAGAUAUGCAUAAAAGUUACUAAAAAGCCUCUUUGUAUGAUCCAUAUAAGUAUCGGAGCCGUAUGCUUCACUGUGAAAAGCUAGUUAGCAGCUAUGAGUCAUUGUUUUCUCUAUUGUAUAUUAACUAUAGCUAUAUUGCUACUGUUGCUUCAAUAAUUACAUACAUUUAAUAAUCGACAGAAUACUCGAUUACUUAAUUAAUCGAUAGCUGCAGCCCUACAUAAAAGGUUAAAAGACUCCUGACUGACUCCUGAUUAUAACAAUGGGCUCAGGUCCCGACUGUAGUGAAUGUGGGACGUCGCUGUCUAACAAAUCUUUGAGAGCACACCGACCAAACAACAGUCGGAUCAGUCUGAUCUGUUCAUGUGUGGAGUUAACAUUAAUUAGAGAUAAACUGAUGAUAAUCAGAUAAUCUGCCGCCAGUGAUCUUCUGUCGCUUUAACCUGUGAGGUUAACCAGGAGCCGGCUAAUGUUGCAUAAAUUAUCUGCACAUUCCUAAGGAGAGAAAACUUUAGCUCUGAACCCUACUCUACAUCCUGGAUGUAUAAAACUGCAUUUAAAUGACAAGAUUUAAGACCUGCUUGAUAUUGAAAUACAGUUAUUUAAAUACCGUUAAAACAGUUUUGGUUUCCCUGAAAGAACUAUGUAAUUUGGUACUAAUUACAGGGGACACUGAAACAAUACUGGAUUGGUACACCUUAAAUUAAUGACCUCAAAUUAAUUCCAGUUUUCCUUAUCCAAAUUUAGGGUAAUUGGUGAGAGCGUGUGUUCUGCUCUACAGAGUGAAAACUGUUUGAGGCAAGGUUGUAAUUUCUUUCUUUUGAGCUAUAUAAUUAAAAUAAGAAAAAGGUCAGCUGAGAAUGCAAACAUGUUAAAUUUGUGUAUAGAAAAAGCAUCAAAUAUGGUGAAUAAAAUGUCAAACAGUAAUUGCAUGAUGACAAAAUAAAAUUGAGCAGGCAGUUUAAUCCUGUCGAAAUAGCUGCUUAAAAACUAAUUUAAAAUAACUGAAAUAACAGACCUUUGCCUGCAUGCUGCAAAGCAAGACUUCCUAAGAAAUUACCUUCUUUUCAACCAAAUUUCUGGACACACUUUAAAUUGCCAGAUCAGUGCUCAUUGGGUUUCCUGCCUUCCAGUUAAAAGACGCAUUUGUUAUAACAUCUGACCUCUUUUGGUGCUCUGGUAUUUAAAUAUAGUUUAUUGUAAGCUAGCGAAAUGUCAGAAGGGUGUAGAUCUCGGCUGAAGUACACGUGAGCCGCAUCUUUUGUUGUUUUCUUUCACUCAGUGCCGUUACAGCUCAGUCUGAUCACAGAUCAGCGGGAACAUCCCCCUCAGUGCCAACCACGCAGUGCCAACAGGCUGCAGCUGAUCCGGAACCAGUGGCUCGUCAUGAGAGAGGAAGCUGGGGGUGUAGAGGAUGGGGAUGGAAAGGCCAGCAGCGUUCAGGGCGCAGUGCUGAAAGAAGAACCCAGAGAGUUUUACAUUCGGAGAAGAGAAGCCGGAUGCUUUGCUGGUCAAAGGGAUGAAAUAGAGGCUGGGUGUCAAAUGACUGGCUGAACUCGAGGGGUUUCAUUCCAGAAAUGCAGGCAAAGGACCUUUUCUUCACGUGAAAUUUGAUAUUUUUAAACAAGAAUAAGAAAAAGAUCAUUAUAAGAAAAAGAUCAUUUGUAAUCUGCAUCAGGAAUCCAUUAUGUGCUUUGCCUUAAAGUCAGGACUUAUUUACCAAAACAAGACUUCAUUAUUGUUUCAAAUGGUUUCUUUCGCAUGUUUUUGAAAUGAAACUCCUUUCCAGCGAGGCAAAAACGCUCUGCUCUGCUUUAUGCAGCUUGUUUUUAUUAGUCUGUUUUUCCCAUCCCUAAUUAAUGAUGUCACUUUCAGUGUUUAGUGUUUGUGUAUAAAUCACCCCAAAAUCCCUCCACCCCACUCAGAGGAGUGAAAAAAAAAAGGGAGGUAAGCAUCACUGUUGUGAACUUAACAAAGCUUGUGAUAAGCUCUAACACAUAUUUCAUGCGUGCAUCGUGCCUGCUGGGAAUCAGCGUCUGUCUGUGUAAUGACACCCAUGUGUAGACGUGCCACAUGUGUGUGUAUAGUCGUACUGUGGGUUGGUGGGUGGGUUGGUGGGUGGGGUAUUAAAUAGGAAAAUGGACUUAAUUUUCGGUUAUGUGAUUAUCUCCGAUUAAUUUAGGAUGUGGUUCGGGGGGCUGAUGUCUUCCCUACUGACCAAUUUUACAGCGACAUUGAAAACAGUCGGCCUAUUGGAGGCAUCACACCUUUUAAUUGGCUCUGGGAUUCGAACAGAGACACUGUUAAAUGGAGCUGACUGUUGCCUUUAGCUGAGACGGGGGGGGUGCGAUAGGCACUUCAAUGAUCUGUCAGUCUUGGACACUGUGUUAUUACCAGGCAAAAACCUUGUGGCUUUGUUUUUUUUAACAUUGUUCUUUAUUGAACUCAAUGAUCCCACGUUCCUUCACAGUUUGAGAAAACAUUUAGGGAUCACGUAACCCUUUAAAACGCACCUUAAAAUCUCAACUUGAAAAGUUGCCGUUUGAUAUUAACAUAAAAAAGGUUUUCACUCAACAGCAGCAGCCGUCAUCAGUCACACUGUCCGUAUUCGAUGUCACUGAGUUCAUCUUUCACUGUGAUGAGUCUCGAAAUCCACCCUAAAACAGAAUUCACUCAUUUCUAUCUGUCGAGCUGAAUAACGAGACACUUUAUCAAACAGCUCGAUUGACUCGGUUGAAAUUGUCUUAAUCCCUCAGCUGUUCGAGCUACAAUUAAAUAGACCUCAGUAUUAUCAUAAAAACUCAGCCAACCACAGAAGACAACCAUGAAGAAGUCUUAAUAUUUAAACUACAACAGACCUGGGUUGUCUUUUUAACGAGGCAACGCAGCUGUUGACCGUAUUAUCAGAGAAUGACGAUGUCCUCGUCCAUUGUGACUGACAGCUUAAAGGAACGGUUCCAGAUUUGGGGAAAUGCGCUCUUUUGUUUUCCUGGCGAGACUUAGAUUAGAACGUGAUACCGCUUUCAUGUUUGAAGCUACAGCCAGCGGGCAAUAAGUUAGCUUAGCAUAAAGACUGAAAACAGGAGGAAACGGCGAGCUAUGCUCUGUCCGAAAGUAAAAAACUCCAGCCAGGCAAGCUGUUCUUUUAUGCUAAGCUAAACUACAAGAAAGCAAAUAAAUAUGUUUCCCAAAAUGUCGAACUAUUCCUUUAAGGGAACAGUUUACUGUCUCGCCCCACAUCAUGAUGAAAAGACAGAUACCAAUUUUAUCUGCUUGGACGGCUAACAUUAGCCAGAGCGAUGCUAGCAGUUUCCUACUGCUUCCAGGCUUUGUGCUAAGCUACGCUAAACACAUCUUGGACCUUUAAUAUCAAUCAUUUGAUAAGACAACAAUAAAGUGUCUUCCUAACUGUCCAAUAUUAAUAUUUUAAAACUCGUUACAGACUUGAAAUGAAAUUCUUCAUCUGAAUAUUCUGUUUUAGAUGCGAUUUCAAACAAUCCGAGGAGACUCGAUGCCUUUUAAAUGGCUUAUUUUAACAAAACAUGUCAGUUUUGAGGUUGUCAUUGAGGCUAUAUGACUGUUUAUUUUACACCCGGACUCUGUCGUCGUUGUUUCUCUUCAAAAUCUUAAGUUGAAUGUAAAAUUAGAGUUAUUUUCUCUGUGUAUUUAAAAAAAAAGUUUACUUGUGUCACUUAUUGUACACACGUGAAGGACCGGAGAUUUAAUCAGUGUAUUUUCAUUGAUUCACAGUGUUCACACUCACACACACACACACACACUUACACACACAUUUACACACACACGCGCACUCACACUGUGCCGGCCUGAUGUACGGCAGCAACAAAGCCAAACCCCAUUACUAUAAUCACCACUAUAAUGACAAUAUUAGGGAAAGAGCAUUCCACGGCUCUGGUUACUGUUGUUCAUGAACAACACAGAGGGAGUUUAACAAGUGCCUGAACAAAAAAAAAACCUUCUUCUACUGUGCUUUGAAUACUUUGAAUACUGCCUGACCGUUUUACUACCUUUUUCUUAAGUGUCGCUGUUUAUUUUAUUUUUAUUUUAUAUUUGUCUUUUCUCUGCUUAAUGAAGAAAAGUAAAGGCAGUGUGGGGGCAGAGGACAGUGGUCCACCAGUAUACGUCACACUCUGGUAAGAUAACAGUCUGAUGAUUAAUGACCCGACCGACUCACUGCCUUCACUCACUGCAUCUGCUUCGGGCUCAGUUUUAGGCAGAACAGCUGAUUUCAAAUAUGUUGAAGACAGUUGAUGUAACGCCAUUUACAUUAAAAGCUUUUUAAAAUAACACAAUUAUUCAGGAAACGUUUUCAUUUUCAACAACAGAAGGACGAGAAAUGAAAUGGUUCAGGUCCCACAUUAUCUAGCCGUCGCAAUUUUAUUUUGAAAUUGAUUUGGACUCGGUCAAACUGCACCGAUUUCACACCUUAAGAUUAGACUUAAUGUGAGGGUGACCGGAUGAGAGUGGGUAGAAUUUAGGACGGGGGGGGGGAGUGGUCACGUGGCCAAUCUUAAGUUUCCAUUAUGCACAGGUGACAGGUAUGUUACAGUCGUUUUCAAACAUCGACUGCAUCCGGUGUUUAAAACAGGUCGAAUGACAUCAACAAUCUGUUAUUUCUUAUACAGACAGGUGAAAGGACAAAAUCCUCUUACAUAUUUAAUAUAUUUUUACAAUACAAGCAGUAAUUAUAAGCUACAUAAGUGAUCUGAUCAGGAUAUUUUCACAGAUUCAGAGAGUAAAAAAAUAUUCUGUCUACUAUAAUUAAUGUAGACUAAUUGAUAAUUUAAUGAGUGGCUUCUCUCAUUAGAGUCCUCUUUAUUCUGGUGACAGCCACAGCUCGUAGCUUGUAUCUCUGUUAUGUUAUUGAUUAUUCAUGAUGAGUUGGCAGCGCUCCAAAAAUACACACUACGUUCAGAGCAGUUUUUUUUCUAUAUUAAUGUGUCACCACGUCAGGUCUCAACAUGUUUGCCUUCAAGUCUCAAGUCGAAUCGAGUCUCACAGCCUACAGACGAUUUCUUGCUAUUAACGGUUCAUUUUCGAUUAAUCUUAUUUUACUUACUAUUUAGUAACUCUUUCCUUUAUAGUCAUUAUCAUUAUUAUUAUCAUUAUUAUUAAAAUGUUGCUUUCUUUUAAAGUAAAGUCACAUUUCAACAAAUGAUAAUAUAAAAUAAUAACUUUCUAAACAGGACGGGAUUCGGGGAAUGUCCCGAAUUUCAAAAGAAAGUUCACGUCUGGUCACGUUAAAUCCGCCUGUGAGGACAGUUGUAUAAAGUGCUCGGUGGCUCUGAGGGACCUCUCUAAAGUCCGAGAUAAUUACCCUGAUGAUGUCAUAGUGAUGAUGCACAGUACUGGACUCUGAUUGGCCGACGGGAGUGGCUCUGCAAACUCAAACGAGGCGAACCUGACAAAACGUAGCGAAACAUUUCUCUGUACGGAAAUGGUGGCGCGUUGAACACCCUGUUGGGUAGGCAAGCGCACUGUUUCGGUGUUUAUAUACACGUUGCUGCCGAUUGGGUAACACCUCUGACACACUCGCCAAGUGAGAGAAAACGUACGUCAAAGCUCGUUGCACACCGUCUCCAGGAAACAUGCCAGCUUUUCUAGUUGAGCUGCUGAUUGUGUGAAAUGUAAAAAAUCACAUCUUACAACAGAAUUUGAAUAAUUAAGGUUCUUCUCGACCUCGGACCAGAUAGAGUUUGCUCAGUUGCUCAUCAGUGGUUCCCAACCUGUGGGUCGGGACCUCCACUAGGGGUCGCCAAAGCUUCACAACCUCCUUGAUUUUAAAGGGGUGUAAGAAAACGUAUUAUUUUUUAAUUUUUCAUUAUUAUUUAAGAUCUCAAUAGCCUCGUCCUGCAUCAGAUGUUAAAGUAUGCAGUUAAAACAAAGAGUUCAUAAAAUUUGUAAUCAAAAUUUACAGGAAAUAAUCUGCUCAAAAUUCAGCCAAAUCUCUCGUUUACACAAACUUCCUGCAGUUGUUGUGUUCACUGGUUGUGUUCAUUGUACAGUUUAUCAGCUGUUCUCUACUGUUAUUGUUAUACAUUGAAUAGAAUAUGAAAUAUCCAUAAAAUACAUCACAUACUCAGGGUUCGUCAGUUAACUCAGUGAUAGCAGCUUAAGGAAAAGAGGUUGGGGACCACUGGUCUACAUGCUGCAAAAUUCCUAACACAUAGUAAGUUCACAGUAUGGUACAGACAAUCUGAGAUCCAAAGGUCCACUAAUGGGUUUCCAGAGCUUUCAAACACCUCUCACAGUCUUCAUUCAGCGCGUGCAGCUGACUCAGGUGUCAUAUAUCACCAACGUCUUAUCGAGACGUUUCAAACUGUACAUUGUUUGGUUAAAAGUAAAGCUAUUGCUCACCUACAGUUGAGACAGAAUGGAAAACUGAACUCUCUCUGAACCUCUAAAAUAUCCCGGUAAAUAAAAUCUAGAUAGUGUGGGACCCUUUGAACAAACCCUCUGACACACGUUGUAUGUUUCACACGGGGCUUUGUCCCCGGUUUGGCACCUUUAAACACUGAAGAAGCAUCUGAACACUGUAAACCUGUGAGGCCCGCUGUUGUCACAAAGCCAUAAUGUCACUUUUGUCGUUAUUGAUGAAUUUGUUGCCAGAUGAUCAUGUCAUGUGGGGGGAAACAAGCAGUAUUUGGGCUUUUAAAAUGGAAAUGAAUCCACGAAGGAACAAUAAAGAAAAUGCAUGAAAUUCAA